GUGUAUGCACCUUUCAACUUUUAAGCCUUAAAUUUGAAACGUUUUCUCCACACCUUUCUUCUUUUCUACAAAUAUUGUCCCCAGGAUGACAUCUGCUAAUACUCCCAAAAGGGAAGAUGUCGAAAUAUUCAUACGCCUGUUUGACGCUCAUCUAGCACAGUCAUCAACCACUACCUCUUCUCCCGAAUCGAUAAUUCCGAUCACUUAUCGGGAUGAUACUAACAGCCCAAGUGAUACAGUUGACCCAACAGCACAAUUAGAGCUCUUCAAAUCAAAGCUACCAAAAAGCGAGCAGGAAUAUUUUGGUCGACUAGCAGAACAGAGAAGGUCCGCCUUCCAUGCCAAUCAAGCACAAAGACGACAGGCAUACUUGCAUAGUCUAUUGGUGCAACUACCUCCCUUUUCCCUCUCUCAACAAGACAAAGCCCACCUACGAAGUAAUUCAGCUCGUCAAAGAAGACUACAGGAUCUACAAACGUUCUGUAAACGAUUCUGUACACCGUCCAACAUUGGUGUUCGACCAUUCUUUGCUGCUUUAAAGCGAUUACUCGAAGCACAAUCGAGCGAUCGUUAUGGGCGCAGAUUACAAUGGUUACUGGAUGAUGCAGUCUUGAUGGAAACGGGUGGUGAUGAUUUUAUGCAAUCGGCAGUAUACAUUCUAAAAGCUGUCUUACAUUUCGAAGAGAACAAGCCGUUGGAUAGAGCAACAUUAAAUCCAUUCUCAGAUGAAAUUUCUACAAAACCAAACGAACAGGAUACGGAAGGCGUGGAAAAUAGUGAGAUUUUACGAAUUUGGACCAUUCCCGCUCAUUUGGGUAAUCUUGAAUGUGCAAGCCUUGCACGUAUAAUACCAUCGCAUGUUCUACCAAAACGAGGCAAAGGAUCAUCACCAGCCUAUGCAAAUGGAGCUUUGGACAGGCUGGCCAGGGAUGACGAAGAACAACAAAGUUUGUCGAUAGUAGAAUUGCCCACUGGAUCCCUACGAUAUGCACCUUUGACAACCGCUUCUCGUGAUGCAGACUAUCGUGGAGGAUGGAUAGAAUGGAUCAUCGAUUGGGUUGUGUCAUUCGUUCGCAUACAUUGA
Meira miltonrushii is the source of this 1084-nucleotide messenger RNA. RefSeq lists its product as uncharacterized. The coding region runs from base 86 to 1084 and encodes 332 amino acids. The record is from RefSeq and is a predicted model, not a curated record. Lineage: Eukaryota; Fungi; Basidiomycota; Exobasidiomycetes; Exobasidiales; Brachybasidiaceae. The transcript has a single exon.